AGAUGAGGCAAAGUAUGAAAUGUGUUCCAAUAUGUCUAUAGUCACUAUGGAUUAAUUACCAGUAAUGCAAUAUAAAUCUGUGCCAACAUUUCUUCCUAUAAUAGUACAAAAGACUGACAGAGAAAAAAAAAGACAAUACAAUAAUGUUAAAAGUUAACUAGUAUGUUUUUGCACAAAAAAGAUUUAACAUGGAAAUUAUAAUACUGAUUUUGUGUUUAAUUAGAACAACAGUUUACGGUUGUAGCAAUUAUAAUUUUUGGUUUUUAGGAUAUAACACAUUAAAAGACAGGACUAAUUGUUCAUGUGAGCUUAACUUUAUAAACAUAUCAGAACAGCUUCCUGUCGAUCUAAAUAUGAUCAAUGUGCGCGCUGAAGGGAAUGGAAAUAGAGAACAUAUUAAACAGUCUGAUGAAAGGAACAUACGAAGUGUAUGGGAUAUAGGAAAUGGAGACAGAGUACUGCACCAAUUAUCGCAUGGAAAACUUCAGGACGGCCCGUCCCAUACGAAACAGAUUUGGUUAGAAUGGGGUCCUUCGUUCUGGGGUAUAAGUACAGGAACAGAAACAUUUCGUCAGUGCGAUGUACACAACUGUAAUGUACUAUCAAGAAACCACCACAGUGUUGUUAAUGCUCGCUUAUUUUCAGAUGGUGUUAGUUUUCUUGAUUUGCAAGUACUCAGGGCAAUCAAUAGGACGUCAUCCGAAAUCUGGAUAAUUCAUACAUUGGAAAGCCCAAUGGCAGCAAAUAAUUUCAAGAAUUUAGAUAAUAUGUUUAACUGGACUGCUACAUAUCGAACGGAUUCUACAAUAGUAACACCUUAUGCAAAGUGGAUAUCUUUCAAGGACCAUAUCAGUUCUGACCUAAGUAAAAUCAAUUAUGCAGAACACAAAACAAAGAAGGUAGCUAUGUUUGUUUCUAAUUGUCAUACUUCAAACGACAGACUGGUAUACGCCGAGGAGUUGUCGAAACACAUACAAGUUGAUAUUUAUGGCGACUGUGGUAAUCUAAGUUGCUCAAAAAACGACAAUAAACAUUGCAUGCAAAUUUUAAGAAAGGAUUAUAAAUUUUACUUGGCAUUUGAAAAUAGCAAUUGCCGGGACUACAUUACUGAGAAAUUUUACAUGAAUGCACUUGGGAAUAAUGUUUUGCCUGUUGUCAUGGGAGCACAUCCAGAUGAUUACAAAAGAUCAGCUCCGCAUCAUUCAUACAUACAUGUGGAGGAUUUUCAAUCUCCCAAACAUUUAGCAGAAUAUUUACAUACAUUAGACAAAAAUGACCAAUUAUAUAAUCAGUAUUUCAAAUGGAAGGGAACAGGAACGUUUAUAGAUACAAAAUUUUGGUGUAGACUAUGUGCAAUGUUAAAUGACCCUUAUAAACCAAAUUUGAUUGUAAGUGAACUUGACAGAUGGUGGCGAUCAGAACGAACGUGUAUACGUGCAGAUCAAAAGUGGAUUACAUAAUUCUUACAAUAAACUAUUUUAAUUUUAA
This is a messenger RNA of Mytilus californianus (California mussel), 1488 nucleotides long. RefSeq names its product glycoprotein 3-alpha-L-fucosyltransferase A-like. The record is from RefSeq and is a predicted model, not a curated record. Gene Ontology annotation, molecular function: alpha-(1->3)-fucosyltransferase activity. The transcript has 2 exons. Gene Ontology annotation, cellular component: membrane. Bases 189 to 1460 code for a protein of 423 amino acids. Lineage: Eukaryota; Metazoa; Mollusca; Bivalvia; Mytilida; Mytilidae.